GAGAUGUAAUUGUAUUUAAGGGCUGGUUUUGCUUUCCCCUCCACAGUUGAUCAUCACUUCUAUGCAGAAAGUCCAAAACUACAAGCUGACACGGAGAGGAACAGAAGUUAACUCUGCAGCAGAAAAUCAUCUGCACCAUGAAGAUGCUGACUGUGUCUUUCUUCAUUCGCGUCAUGAUGGCUCUGACCCCAACUGCUGACUGCUGGUCACUUUUCACAACAACCACAGCAGCACCUUCGACAGACCAUUAUCCUUCUUUUUCUUGCCCUGAUGGAUGGACUAUGAGUAUUUCCACCACUCAUUGUCUCCUCUAUGUUCCAACAAAAAUGACCUGGUCUGAAGCUGAGGGAAACUGUGGGAGACUUUCACAUUCCUGGCUGGCAAACCUUGCAUCCGUGUAUGACUCUCAGGCCGCCUAUGACAUUCGUGAUGUGCUUAAGAGUGCCGGUCAUGAGCAUGGAAAAGUAUGGGUUGGAGGCCGUAAGACAGCACAGAAUCCAUCCUGGUCCUGGACUGAUAUUUUGGGUUUCGAUCAGUUUUAUGACUUCUGUUCUGUAGACCACAAACAUCACUGUCUGCAGAUUACCUUUGAAGAAAAAGAGGCGGGAUGCCUGGAUGACAUGGACUGUGAGACUAAGCUCCCAUCUCUCUGUGCCAUCAGCCCCUUGUGAUUCCUUAGCUGAAACA
This is a messenger RNA of Scomber japonicus (chub mackerel), 687 nucleotides long. Its product is annotated as type-2 ice-structuring protein-like. The record is from RefSeq and is a predicted model, not a curated record. The transcript has 7 exons. Lineage: Eukaryota; Metazoa; Chordata; Actinopteri; Scombriformes; Scombridae. The coding region runs from base 138 to 671 and encodes 177 amino acids.